UUUUUUUAACUAAUAAAACUAAAAUUGUAUCAAAAUGUAACAAAUAAUAUAACACGAGGACGUUAUAAUCAAUCCUUUAUGAAAACGACUAUUCUGUAUUAUACAUUGUAAUUUAGACUACAAUAUCCCGUUGUAUCAUAAAGUAAUUUUUACCCGUUCAUUAAAAAAAAAAUCGACAAAUUAGCUGGCCGAGUGGCUUCUGUGAUUACCAUAUGCAGCACAACAAGAUCUCCCUAUUGAUAAUGCCUCCCACCAUAGCUAAAAGUAACCUCUUUUUGGUACGACAAACAUCAUUAAUAAACACAUAAACUUUCAUAAACUGUACACAAGCAGAAUUAUAUUACUAGACAAAACCAGACAAAAACUUUUUUAAAAUAUAAAAUGAUAAAAUAAAGGAUAGAAAAAUUAAAAAGUAACAAACUUUUAGUUAUUUUUUGACCCCAAAAUACGUACCCACCAACCUCAACAAUCUAUCUAGAAAAAAAACAUUUAAAUGUUUCUACUAAAAUUCAUAAAAAUACUGCAUAACAGUAUAACAAAUGAAAUUAUUCUAUACAUUAUGUUACAUAAUUUUGGUAUUUUUUAUGUUGAUAAUAUUAGGAUGUUGUAAGUCCAACAAUGUUUCAGUUGGUUAUACGUUCACCUUAGCAAUUCCUAGUGAUUAUAGUGAAGAUUUCAAUGGGAGGGCUUACUUGAUGGAAACUGAUCAAAUGCCGCUCAAUUUCAGGACCGCGGUGAGCGUUGAGGCUAUGGAUGGCCGGUACGUGUGCUCGUUACAAGUUUUUCUAGGUAGUGUUAUGGUUUGGAGUUCAGGGCAUAUUUCUAAGUUUUAUACAUCUGAUAGUUGUGUGCUCGAGUUCACGAAAAUGGGUGAUCUUCGGUUGAAAGGGCUUAAUGAUGAUGUUGGUUGGCUUACUGGGACUUCUGGACAAGGUGUGCAGAAAUUGCAGUUGCUUGACAGUGGAAAUUUAGUCCUAGUUGAUGCUCAAGAAAACAUAAAGUGGCAAACAUUCAAUUUUCCAACAAACAUCUUACUCUUGGGGCAGAGACUAAGUGUAGCUACUCACUUGACCUCAUUUCCUACUAACAAAUCUUCGAGUUCGUUCUUUUCAUUUGAAAUUCACCAUGACAAGGUUGCACUCUACCUGAAUUCAGGCAGUAACAAUAACAGCAACAGCUACAAGUAUUCCUACUGGGAAUUCCAACCUUCCGAAAGCAGAAACAUCACCUACAUCGAGUUAGCUUCAAGAGGGUUGGAGUUCUUUGAUGACAAAUUCCGAAACUUCUCUCAAAUUUUUGCACCUUACCAAGAUGCAGCGCGAUUUCUAGCCUUGGAUAAUGACACUGGAAACCUCGGUCUUUACUACUACUCACCCUACAAGGACAAGUUAGAGGCAUCAUUUCAAGUCCUAAAUACUACUUGUGAUCUUCCCCUGGCUUGCUCUGCCUAUGGAAUUUGCACAUUUUCUAGGACUUGUUCGUGUAUUAGAAUGUUAGCAAGGAAGCAAGAUAGUUCAAUCGACGAAUGCAAUGAAGAGUUUAUUACAGGAAAUCAGUGUGGCAAAGAUGAGGUAUGGAUCAUGCUUGAGUUAAAAGAUGCUGAUAGUUUACUAAAAAAUGCUACUUCAAUGAGUAAUAGUAGCAAAACUAGAUGCGCGAAUUCUUGUUUAAAUGAGUGCACUUGUGCAGCUGCAUUGUACUCAUCGCGUACUAGGGAAUGCAUGUUCUUAGAUGUGGUUAGAGGGGUUAGACAGGUUAAUCGAGGAAGCGGGUUGAGUUACAUGGUUAAGGUUCCGAAGGGAAGAUUUGGGAAGCAUAAGAAGAGUGGUUUGAAGAAAUGGGUUUUGGUUUUGAUACUUGUUGGUGAUGGAAUGGUUUUGUUUUUGGUACUUGGAGGUCUUGGGUAUUUCUUGGUUUGGAAAAGGAAAAAGAGGUUGAGGGAUGGAAAUUGUUCUUCCUAACAUAAAAAUGUAAGUGAUCCUAGAUUUUGGGAUGUUAUUCUUUCAUUUUAAAGUGUUCAUUUUGAUGUCAAUGAACAAAUUUUUGAUAGUUUAAUUGGGUCAAAACAUUGCAAAAAUAAAAAUUACUAUUGGUUGUAAAAAGUUAGUGUACGUACUUGUUGCUUUUGUUUGGAAGCCUAAGUUGCUUACGCACUUGAUUGAUUCAUUGAGUAAUAGGCCAAUUUAAGGCUUUAAUUAAUACUGGUAUAAAGGAUAA
Chenopodium quinoa (quinoa) is the source of this 2217-nucleotide messenger RNA. Its product is annotated as G-type lectin S-receptor-like serine/threonine-protein kinase SD2-5. Bases 540 to 1961 code for a protein of 473 amino acids. The record is from RefSeq and is a predicted model, not a curated record. NCBI's taxonomy places the organism in Eukaryota, Viridiplantae, Streptophyta, Magnoliopsida, Caryophyllales, Amaranthaceae. The transcript is spliced from 2 exons.